Molecule: messenger RNA, 2890 nt
Organism: Spirodela intermedia
Lineage: Eukaryota; Viridiplantae; Streptophyta; Magnoliopsida; Alismatales; Araceae
Source: the annotation of a GenBank genome assembly
AUGGAGAAGUACGAGGUGGUGAGGGAGCUAGGAUCUGGAAAUUUUGGAGUGGCAAGAUUAAUGCGGAACAAGGAAACCAAGGAGAUGGUUGCCAUGAAAUACCUCGAGAGGGGAUACAAGGUUUGCCUGAUCUUCCCUCGAAUAGAUAUGACUGAACGUUAAAACUUCGCCAAAUCGUUUCUCAUUUGAGUCGCCAGACUCAUAACCUCUUUCACGCUUCCUCUGCAGAUUGACGAGAAGGUGGCUAGGGAAAUCAUCAACCACAGGUCUCUGCGGCAUCCCAACAUCAUCCGGUUUAAGGAGGUAUGGACGUUACUAGAGACCUGGGGAAUUAUCUCCUUAUUGCGAUAAUUGCGAUAAUCUCUUUGUCGCUGCUUCCUGCUUCUCGUCCAGGUCGUCCUUACCCCCACACAUUUGGGCAUAGUGAUGGAGUACGCGGCCGGCGGGGAGCUCUUCGAGCGCAUCUGCACUGCGGGGCGUUUCAGCGAGGACGAGGUGCCUACCCUAUCCCGUUCGUUUUAAUUCUUCAAUUUUCCCGGAUUAAGGUUCCGAUUCCAGAAGGUAAAUGCUUCGUUUUCAUGAAAUCUCCAGGCAAGAUAUUUCUUCCAGCAGCUCAUCUGCGGAGUCAGCUACUGUCACCACUUGGUAGGUGACAAGGAAACCAGAGAACGAUUCUCCUCGGUUCUUUCUACAUGCUCUACCCUCUUUUCCGUCUUUCCCUCCCUUUCAGCAAAUCUGCCACCGGGACCUGAAACUGGAGAACACGCUACUCGAUGGAAGCCCGGCUCCCCGCCUCAAGAUCUGUGACUUCGGCUACUCCAAGGUCCAGGAGUAAACGAUAUGCUUCAUUUCUCUUCGACCAUUUUGCUCAUCCUUCUCCUCUAAUGCCAUCGACAGUCAUCUCUGCUACACUCGCGGCCUAAGUCGACAGUUGGGACCCCCGCCUAUAUCGCGCCGGAGGUUCUUUCCCGCCGGGAGUACGAUGGGAAGGUCGUAAUCCUUUCAUUCUCCCCCUACCUUAUCUGCAUUUCCUUUUACAUUACAGCAAUCGUUUCUCGGAAUCCAUGGAACGUCUUGGUGGUGGUGGUGGUGGUAGUUGAUGGACGGAUUGGGGCAGCGUGAGGGGUGACCUGGUGUCGGCCUUCUGUGGAGUCUUAUGCAUCGGCAGCAUCCUACAGAUGCCGUCCUCCUAGUUGUCCCUUUCAGUGGUCUAAAGGCGAGGUAGUCUUCUCACGGCUUGUGUGGUAGAGGUCAUCUCGACUCCUGGAAGGGACGAGGGGGACUAGCUUUACUCUUUUUGGAGGGUUCCUGCAAUUUUUGCCCGGCAGAUUCUCCAGAGAGUUCUCCUUCAAUAACCCGUUGACCUUGUUGGCACAAUGGGAAAUUGGCAACUACAUCUUGGACUGGUGGGUUCCUUAUCCUUAUCUUAUCUCUCUGUAGCCUGGCUGGCGCCAUAAGCUUGAGCGGAUGAGUGCAGGAAUUGGAGAGAAAUCUGGGGAUUUAAAGCGGGUAGCUGGGGAUGAAUUGGCUUCCUGGAAAAAAAAUAUAUAUAUGACCAGCCGAGUUUGUCUGGUGGGUGUUAACGAGCUAGUUUAUCUCAUCCUUCCCCAGCCCACAGCCGUUAUUGGGCUUUGACUUGGACCCGUACAUUAGUCAAAGCCCAGGAGCACACCCACUGUCCCCCUAGAUUCUAUCCUUCUGGGCAGAUAUUUUCUAAUAAAAAAAGCCAGAUAAAGAUCUGGCAAAAACGUUGAGCAGGAAGGACAGAGAUUUUGAGUCUGUUUUAUUUUUGCAUCCAUCAAGUCCAGAUUUUCGAGAGAAAUCAAUGAAGAACAUGUUGAAUUUUUGGUCUAUGUCGCACGAUCUGAAUGCCCCCCCUCCCUUGCUAAUGUGGGCAAAUACUGAAGAUAGAUAGCUACUUCACCCUGGAUCUUCCUUCCAUUAAUCAAUUCUCCUUUGUUCUUUUGUUUCCCCUUCUUCUUUCUGGGUGGCUGGCUGUUGCGAUGGCUCCAUGAGAGAGCAGCUUGCAGAUGUGUGGUCGUGUGGGGUGACCCUCUACGUCAUGUUAGUCGGUGCCUACCCCUUUGAAGACCCAGCAGAUCCUAAGAACUUCAGGAAGACUAUCAACGUAUGCACCCGGGAUCCUCGUUCAUCUUCUUUCCUUUAAUGGCAAUAUCCUGCUUAUCUCACCUGAUGAUAAUAACCUCCUCGAUUCUGCAGAGAAUCAUGUCAGUCCAGUACCGGAUACCAGACUAUGUUCACAUCUCCAAAGACUGCCGGGAUCUGCUGCAGCGGAUCUUCGUGGCCAACCCUACCAAGGUAUGCAAACCGCCAUCCAGAAAGAUUUGAUGUUCAUGGGUUCGUUGCUUCAAUUCAUUUCCAUGCAACUCCCUCCCUCUUUCGAUAUCGAGCAUUUGAGCGCCCCCUAUCCUGCGACGUUGAGGGGUUGACUCUCUUUGGGAAGUCAACUCAUCAUCUCCAUCUUCCCUGAUAAUAAUUUCUGUGAAUGAUAUAUAAUAUGUUGCAGAGGAUAACGAUCAGAGAGAUAAGGACCCACCCCUGGUUCUUGAAGAACCUGCCGAGGGAGCUCACGGAGGCGGCGCAGGCGCUGUACUACCAGAGGAACAACAGCGGCGCCCCCGUCUACUCCCUUCAGAGCGUUGACGACAUCAUGAAGAUCGUUGCAGAGGCCAGGACGCCGGCCCCUGUGGCGAGGUCGAUCUCGGGCUUCAGCCUCGCCGCCGAGGACGACGAGGACGACGAGGAGGCUUCCGAGCAGAGACAACCACCCGGUGGCAAGAAAGAAGAAGAGGAAGAAGAAGAAGAAGAUGAUGAGUAUGAUAAGACGGUGAAGCAGGUCCACGCCAGCGGGGAGUUCCACCUCGUCUAG